AUGUGGCAGGAAUGGCCAAUGGCAGCAGGCGUUCCGCCUGCUCGACGAGAUGGAGGAGAAGGAUUCGGGAGGAAAGAUACCCGUCCCAACGUUGUGACCUACAACGCGCUCAUCACUGUAUGCAGAGACCAGAGACUCUGGAUGCUGGCUCUGCGACUGCUGCCAGAGAUGCGGAGGCGCGGCCUGGAUCCCGACAUCGCCACGUUUGGCGCCCUUGGCAGCGCUUGCGGAAGCUGCGGCGAGUGGAGUUGGGCGCUGGAGUUGCUUGGCCAGAUGAAGGCAGACGAGCUCCAGCCGAACGAUAUCUCCUACAACGUCACGAUGCUCGCCUGCGCCAGGGGCAACCAGUGGACAUGGGCGCUCGGCCUGAUGGACGAGAUGCGGGGGAGAGAGCUCCCCCCCUCGGUCAUCUCGUACGGCGCCGCCCUCAAGGCAUGCGCUGGGGGCGAGGCGUGGACGCAGGCCCUGGGCAUCCUCGGGGAGAUGCGCUCUAGGAAGGUCCAGCCGAACCUGCUCGUCUUCGGCGUCACCGUCGCCUCGUGCCAGGUUUGCGGCCGCUGGGAGCAUGUGCUCUCCCUCGUGCGCGAGAUGCGGAGCCAGGAGCUGGAGCCCGACGACCGCGUGCUGGACCAGGGCAUCAAGGAAGCCGUCGAGGGGGACAGCCAAUGGGACUUGGCGCUGGAGCUCGAGGCCAGCCGCAUCGAGAAGCAGAGGGAGGCGGAGCUGGAGCGGGAGGACAUCGACGCCCUGGCCGAGCUGGAAGACGUGCUCGGCGUCGGCGGGGGCAGCGGCGGCGGAGCCGGCGACGCCCUCGGCAUCCUUGCAGACGACGGCCGCGCGGCACGCGACCUCGACCUCGGCCUGGCGGUCGACCGGGCGUCUGGCGGGCGGGCUCCGUGCGGGGCCCGGGGCGCCGCGAUGAGCCGCGGGGGGAAGGUCGCGGUGGUGACGGGGUCCAACUCGGGCAUCGGCAAGGAGUCUGCCCGGCAGCUCGUGGCGAGAGGCUUCCACGUCGUCCUGGCGUGCCGCAGCCAGGACAAGGCCGACGCUGCGGCGGCCGAGAUCGGCGUGCUGGAGAGAGUGGAGGCCAAGACAGCGAUGACGGUCAUGCUGCUUGACACCAGCAAGAUGGCCAGUGUGAAAGCCUUCGCGGCCGCGUUCCUGGCGAAAUUCGACCGCCUGGACGUGCUCGUGCACAACGCUGGCACCGGCUACGUGGUGAGGGAUCUCCGCACCACGGAGGAUGGCCUGGAGGCGUUCUUCCAGACGAACUACUUAGGGCCUUUCUUGCUGAGCAAGCUGCUACUGGAGGUGAUCAAGAAGAGCAGCGGCCGGGUCGUGUGCGUGUCCAGCAUCGAGCACUGGGAGGGCUCCUACGACUUCGCGAAGGCCACGGCGAAGACCGGCGGCCAGUCAUACCCUACCAGCAAGCUGAUGCUGACGUUGCACGCGUUCGAGCUGCGGAAGCGGCACGGCGUCUUGGCCGUGGCGGCGAAUCCAGGCUCGCCGGGAGGGCGCCGGGCUGGACGCAUCGCGCUUGCGACGCAGCGCAAGAUCCUGAAGGGAGAGCCCGCCGCCAUCUCCAUCCAGUCCUGGAAGAGCCACGCAUUGAAGAGGAAGUGCGCUCAUCAGUUUGGAGCGGAGACGCUGGCGAUAUCUGAAGGGAUGGCCAUGGCGGAGUUUAUGCGGACCAUGCUGCUCGAGAUCGUCGACCUUUUUUUUGAUCUCAUGAGGCCCUAUCUGCUGGCGGGGCGCAUCCCAGUCAUCAACGCCUCCGACUCUCCCAGAAGCUGUGACCGCGUGGCCAGGCCUAAGCAAGGAGAGUACGGUGCCACUUCGGACAGCAUCGUGCUACGCAGCCGCUACGAGGAGCAGGUCAAGCGCAAGCAGAAGGAGCCUAAUCACUUCGCGCGCGUGACCGACUGCUGCUUCACAGGUCUGGACCUGCACGAGAUGGACUGCCGAGCAGCUCAUAACCAAAGCAACGCCGCCGAGGACCACAAUUUCGAGCCAGAGGCCGUCAGGAGAUUCAGGGAGGCACAGCAGGCCUUCGCAGCCCGGUCGGAGGAGCAGUUGCGAUUGGUAUAG
Prorocentrum cordatum is the source of this 2088-nucleotide messenger RNA. NCBI's taxonomy places the organism in Eukaryota, Dinophyceae, Prorocentrales, Prorocentraceae. The record is from the annotation of a GenBank genome assembly.